UUUUUUGCGCAGCCACAGCCAAUUGAUCCGAUGUUGAAGCAGUGUAUGGGCAAUUUCUUGGCGUCAUUGGAAGAUCCCGAUCUCAAUGUUAGAAGAGUUUCUUUGGUUGCUUUCAAUUCAGCGGCUCAUAACAAACCGAUGCUGAUACGUGAUCUUCUCGACACAGUUUUACCGAAGCUUUACACUGAAACAAUGAUAAAGAAAGAAUUAAUCAGAGAAGUUGAAAUGGGACCGUUCAAACACACAGUGGAUGAUGGUUUAGAUCUGAGAAAAGCAGCGUUUGAAUGUAUGUAUACAUUAUUGGAUUCCUGUCUCGAUCGAAUCGAUGUUUUCGAAUUUUUGAACUACGUGGAGAAUGGUUUGAGAGACCAUUACGAUAUAAAAAUGUUGACUUACCUCAUGACAGCACGCUUAGCCCAACUGUGCCCUACAGCCGUACUACAAAGAUUAGAAAGACUUGUAGAACCCUUAAAGAGUACUUGCACCAUGAAAGUGAAGGCGAACUCUGUCAAGCAGGAAUAUGAGAAACAAGACGAAUUAAAGCGUUCUGCAUUGCGAGCCGUUGCUGCUUUACUCACAAUUUCUGAUGCUGACAAGAAUCCAGCACUAAAUGAAUUUGUGUCUCAAAUCAAGGCAACAGUUGAACUUCAACCUUUGUUCGAUAUGAUUCAAAAAGAUUGUUCGGGUAACAAUAUUAACGAAACGAAUGUUAUGGAUCAGAGUUAAAAGGGACUAUUUAAACCUUUUUAAUUUAAUAACGCUGCUAAAGAUACAUAAUUUAUGUUUUUUUUCUAUAUAUUAUUUUUUAAUAUCACUUCUUAAAUAAGCGUAGUUCAGAUUUAAUAUGAUUUCAUGUAAGGCACCAUGUAUAAAUUUGAAAAUAAAUUCAUCGGAUCGUAAGUA
Leptopilina heterotoma is the source of this 903-nucleotide messenger RNA. RefSeq names its product cullin-associated NEDD8-dissociated protein 1-like (gene Cand1). The record is from RefSeq and is a predicted model, not a curated record. The transcript is spliced from 4 exons. Gene Ontology annotation, biological process: protein ubiquitination; SCF complex assembly. Gene Ontology annotation, cellular component: nucleus. Lineage: Eukaryota; Metazoa; Arthropoda; Insecta; Hymenoptera; Figitidae. The coding region runs from base 31 to 726 and encodes 231 amino acids.